This is a messenger RNA of Colletotrichum navitas, 886 nucleotides long. Its product is annotated as tRNA-splicing endonuclease subunit Sen15. Gene Ontology annotation, molecular function: nucleic acid binding; tRNA-intron lyase activity. The transcript has a single exon. The record is from RefSeq and is a predicted model, not a curated record. The coding region runs from base 180 to 650 and encodes 156 amino acids. Lineage: Eukaryota; Fungi; Ascomycota; Sordariomycetes; Glomerellales; Glomerellaceae. Gene Ontology annotation, cellular component: tRNA-intron endonuclease complex. Gene Ontology annotation, biological process: tRNA splicing, via endonucleolytic cleavage and ligation; tRNA-type intron splice site recognition and cleavage.
CAAAUUCCACCUACUUUACUUUACGCCCGGUGCUACCCGCCUUGGGAACCUUGAGAACUCUGCGCAUCGAUAGCAAUUAGCUCUGAUUAUUUGCCAAGUUCAACAUCAUCUCAUUUUCAUUUCACUUCAGUCACUAAGUAACUCGCAUUCACACAAAGCCACCCACAUUUUGUUUCGCAAUGGCUCCCACAGAGCAUCUCGCCAAUCUUACCGCUCUGGUGGUUGACAACCUUCGAGAUCAGCACGACUGGACCGACGUUGAAAUUCGCUAUGACGGCAGAGACCGACCACGUCCCAUCAUCACCGGUCUACCGCCAUUGCGUCUUUACAUGCACCCGGACGAGCAAAUAGAGACUCUUGAGAUCGAACAGAUGACUGGUAAACGUCCAAGCCAGUCCCCCGAGUUUGAAUGGGUUCUGCCGGUUCAUCUCAGCGAGCGAUGGACCUUGAGCUCUUUUGCUACCAUUUUUGACUCGAUUGACGCUCUGCCACAGCCAGUUACCUCAGAAGCAAGUCACGGUGCGCCUUCACGACGAGACUGGCGCGGCGUGGACCGCCAAAAGAGGCUACUACUCGCAGUGGUCCACGAUGACUCAACGGUCGCCUACUAUCUCAUUCACGAUGGCAUUGUGAAGCCAAGGCAGAAUUAGAGCCCCAGUUGCCAGGGUAUUUUUCAUUCAACCAAUGUCCCCCGCCGCCAGUUCUGGGAGCCUCUUUUAGCUACCUAACCCUGCUUGAGCCUUGAUAUUGCGACCAGAUCCCAGCAAGAUCGACCCCCUUAAAAAGAAUCACGGUGUGAAGAUGAUCUUCUGGACCUUCAUCUGAUCAAACAGCGCAUAUCCUUCAACAGCCUCGUUCAAUGGCAUUACAUGGUCAAACAUGAAUC